CGGGGCUCUAAGCUCAAAGCGAGAAGUACCCAGGCACUGCAGGGCGGCAUUCAGCGUAUGUCAUGGCUGCAAGUUUAUGACAGAACGACACCAAGUCAACUAACUCAACUUCCAUCAACAUUGAAACCUCGAGGUCACUCUGUCUCAGCGUACUCUGCCCUACACCUUGCUCUUCGCGCCGAAAUCAUUCCUGCUCACUUGCGACCGUGUCCAAGCCAAAACAACAUCACAACAACUUUCCCACCUCGCACACGACAUCUGAAAGAGCCUGCUCCUGACCUCCCUUACCAAUCCCAUCAACUCUAUCCUGCGACUUGAUUGAGGUUGAUGCUCAAUCAUGGAUUCCAAGAUGGAUGUUGACGUGGGAAAACCCGCGCAGCCUCAUGGCUUAUCGCCUGUUACAGACUCUCAAUCAAUACCAACCCUAGAUGGAUGGAUCGAGAGCUUGAUGGACUGUAAACAACUGGCAGAGAGCGAUGUUUCAAGGCUCUGUGAUAGGGCCAGAGAAGUACUUCAGGAGGAGUCAAACGUACAGCCAGUGAAAUGUCCCGUUACAGUCUGCGGCGAUAUCCACGGCCAAUUCCACGAUCUAAUGGAGUUGUUCCGCAUCGGCGGACCAAAUCCAGACACGAACUACCUCUUUAUGGGAGACUACGUAGAUCGUGGCUACUACUCCGUCGAGACGGUGACCCUCCUUGUCGCCUUGAAGAUCCGAUACCCUUCCCGAAUCACCAUCCUUCGAGGGAACCACGAGAGUCGACAAAUUACCCAAGUCUAUGGCUUUUACGACGAAUGUUUGAGAAAAUACGGCAAUGCUAAUGUCUGGAAAUACUUCACCGACCUCUUCGACUAUCUCCCCCUCACUGCACUCAUCGACAACCAGAUUUUCUGCCUGCACGGCGGGCUGUCUCCCAGCAUUGACACCCUCGACAACAUCCGAUCUCUCGACAGAAUCCAAGAAGUCCCACACGAAGGUCCUAUGUGCGAUCUUCUAUGGAGUGAUCCCGACGACAGAUGUGGAUGGGGUAUCAGUCCAAGAGGUGCAGGCUAUACAUUCGGGCAAGACAUCUCCGAAGCGUUCAAUCACAACAACGGUCUUACCCUCGUGGCGAGAGCACAUCAAUUGGUCAUGGAGGGAUACAACUGGAGCCAAGACAGGAAUGUUGUCACGAUUUUUAGUGCCCCCAAUUACUGUUACAGAUGUGGUAAUCAAGCUGCCAUCAUGGAGAUUGAUGAACAUUUGAAGUACACUUUCUUGCAAUUCGAUCCUUGCCCUCGAGCUGGCGAACCCAUGGUCAGUCGGAGAACACCAGACUACUUCCUGUGAGCGAGGCGAGUUUGUACUAGAAACACAAAAUCGCAUCGUCGUGGGGGGAGCAAGCAGCAGGCAUGGUUUUCCUCUGGGGCUGGCGAAAAUUUCCUCAAGAGACACAGAAAGAGCAUGGUAACAGUAGACAUGAGUGCGGUGCAUUUCUUGCGGGAAAAGAGAAAGGGAAAACACGCGUUGGCACCUCCAGGAGUGGUCUUUGCCUGGGUCUUUUUGACGAUGGUUGGGCACCUCGAGAUACCAGACGAAAAAGGAAUGCCCAUAGACACACAAGAAGUUCUUUUUGCAUGCGAAAGAAUCCCAUGCAUGGCGGCAGCACCUGUUCCAGAUGCGAUUGCGAUGAGGCUACUGUUGUCUGUCAGAUGUAUUACAAGAAAGACUGUUGGUAGUAAUGACCCGAAGACUGAUUAGUGCUGGUCUGUACGGUCCCUAGAUUUGGCAUUGUAUGGCGCUUGACACCUUUUC
This is a messenger RNA of Exophiala xenobiotica, 1792 nucleotides long. RefSeq names its product serine/threonine-protein phosphatase PP2A catalytic subunit. Gene Ontology annotation, cellular component: cytosol. The transcript has 5 exons. NCBI's taxonomy places the organism in Eukaryota, Fungi, Ascomycota, Eurotiomycetes, Chaetothyriales, Herpotrichiellaceae. Gene Ontology annotation, biological process: peptidyl-serine dephosphorylation; mitotic cell cycle. The record is from RefSeq and is a predicted model, not a curated record. Gene Ontology annotation, molecular function: protein serine/threonine phosphatase activity. Bases 338 to 1327 code for a protein of 329 amino acids.